Leptonychotes weddellii (Weddell seal) is the source of this 1779-nucleotide messenger RNA. The record is from RefSeq and is a predicted model, not a curated record. NCBI's taxonomy places the organism in Eukaryota, Metazoa, Chordata, Mammalia, Carnivora, Phocidae.
AUGAUAGACUGGAAAAAUGAUGGGGAGAGUGAAGGGCAUGAAAGAUAUCAUGAAGGACAUAUCCAAACUGAGACAACUGUCCAUAAUAUGAAUCUCACUACCCAAAAUGAUGAAGGACAUAAAACACUUUGGAAAACAUCCCUUCUUAAUCCUGCUUCUUCUGCAAAGCAGUUUGUUUCUGUAAGCAAGGGCUUAAAUCAAAUGGUCAAACAUACAUAUCUGGAGAACGAAAAGUUGGAAAAUCUGGAAAGUUAUCUAGUUCAUGCUGAAAAUAAUUAUUUGAACCAUUUUGAAAGUAGGAUUGGAUUGACAUUUGAGUCAAAUAUUUCUGAAAAUCAGAGAUUUAAAAAUGAAGAACAAAGUGCUAUGUGGGAUCCAUUUGAGAGGUCCUUCACCAAGGAGUUGACUCUACAAAAUUACCAGAACAUAUUCAAUGAAAACAGAAUUGCUCAAUGUAGCGAAUCUGCAAAAAAAUUUAACCAGUGUUCAAAUGUUUAUAAACAUGUGAGGACUCAUUUUCCAGAGAACCAUUUUAAUUUUGAUAAAUUUGAGGAAGUCUUUUAUCAAAGCUCCAACCUUAUUAUAUAUAAGAGUAUCCCUUUGGGAGAGAAUCCUUAUAAAUAUAAUGAAUAUGGGAAAUCUGUUAACCAGUCCUCCAAUGUUGGUGAUUAUCAGAGAAUUCACAUGGAAAAAAACUCAUACAGAUGUAAUAAACCUGGGGACAUGUUUAGCCAAGCAUCAGGACUAAACAUACAUAACACAGCCGCUACUGGACAGAAAACUUACAUUUGUGAAGAAUGUGGCAAAGCCUUUGACUGGCACUCAACACUAUCUCAACAUCAACCAAUGCCUACUAGAGAGAAACCUUACCAAUGUAAAGAAUGUGGCAAGGCCUUUAACCAGCUCUCAAUGCUUACUCGACAUCAGAGAAUUCAUACUGGAGAGAAACCUUACCAAUGUGAAGAAUGUGGCAAGGCCUUUAACCAGCACUCAAACCUUACUCAGCAUCACAGAAUUCAUACUGGAGAGAAACCAUACAAAUGUAAAGAAUGUGGCCAGGCCUUUAACCAUCACUCAAGCCUUACUCAACAUCACAGAAUUCACAGUGGUGAAAAACCUUACAUAUGUAAAGAAUGUGGCAAGGCCUUUAACCUGCAUUCAAACCUUACUCAACAUCACAGAAUUCAUACUGGAGAGAAACCUUACAUAUGUAAAGAAUGUGGCAAGGCCUUUAACCGGCACUCAUACCUUAUUCGACAUCACAGAAUUCAUACUGGAGAGAGACCUUACCAAUGUAAAGAAUGUGGCAAGGCCUUUAACCAGCACUCAAAGCUUACCGAACAUCACAGAAUUCAUACUGGAGAGAGACCUUUCGUAUGCAAAGAAUGUGGAAAGGCCUUUAACCGGCACUCACACCUGACUCGACAUCACAGAAUUCAUACUGGAGAGAGACCUUACAUAUGUAAGGAAUGUGGCCAUGCCUUUAUCCAGCACUCACACCUGCGUCAACAUCACAGAACUCAUACUUGAUGAUGGAAACCAUACCUAAGUAAAGAAUGUGGGAAGGCGUUUAAUCACUGUUCAACCUUUACUCAUUACCACAGAAUUCAUAGUGGAACAAACAUUACAAAUGUAAAAGAAUGUGAGAAAACAUUUAAAGACUACUCACCCCUUACUCCACAUCAGAGAAUUCAUAGUGGAGAGGAACCAUAAAGUUGUUAAGAAUGUGGCAAGGCCUUUAAGCAAUGUUAAACCCUGAUUCCUGAUCAGAGAAUGUAU